GCCAGGGGGUGAGAGGGCAGAGGGGGUUAGAGGUUGCGAGACGGUUGGGAGAGCACAGGAGCUUUGACCGUUUCUCUGUGCUCUUUAUCCGUAGGGAUCGGUAGCUGCGGGGACAGCCCGGGGACUGGUGUAUGGCCACGGAGUUACGGUGUCCGGACUCCAUGCUCUGUCACAAUCAGCAAGUAAACUCUUCCUCGACCCAAAACCCCGAGCCGCAGCAACCUGGAGACCUGAUCCCGGCCCACGCUGGGGGAAACAGCGACUCCGCGGCCAAGCUGACUCUCCUCAGCGGGCACGCCAAUUCUAGCGUACCGGCUGAGCGGGACUCUCAGGCCUCCGGCGGCGCCACCCUCAGCUCAGAAAACAACGGUGGCACUGGCAACUAUGACGCUCCAGCCAGCGAUUCCCUCCUAGGGGACUGCGAAAUCUCCCGGCAGAUCGGGGCGCAGCUUAAGCUCCUGCCAAUGAAUGAUCAGAUCCGGGAGCUGCAGACUAUCAUCCGGGACAAGACAGCCAGUAGAGGGGACUUCAUGUUUUCUGCGGAUCGUUUGAUCAGACUUGUUGUGGAAGAGGGAUUGAAUCAGCUACCAUAUAAAGAAUGCAUGGUGACCACUCCAACAGGGUACAAAUAUGAAGGAGUGAAAUUUGAAAAGGGAAAUUGUGGGGUCAGCAUAAUGAGAAGCGGUGAGGCAAUGGAACAAGGUUUACGAGACUGCUGUCGAUCCAUACGAAUUGGAAAGAUCCUGAUUCAGAGUGAUGAGGAGACACAAAGAGCCAAAGUAUAUUAUGCCAAGUUCCCCCCAGACAUUUACAGAAGAAAAGUCCUUCUGAUGUAUCCAAUUCUCAGUACUGGAAAUACUGUAAUUGAAGCUGUAAAGGUUCUCAUAGAACAUGGAGUUCAACCUAGUGUCAUUAUCCUACUCAGUCUGUUCUCCACUCCUCAUGGUGCCAAAUCAAUCAUUCAGGAGUUUCCAGAGAUCACAAUUUUAACUACUGAAGUUCAUCCUGUUGCACCUACACAUUUCGGACAGAAAUACUUUGGAACAGACUAAGUUAUUGGAGGAAAAUUAUUCUUCUGUGAAAUAUUGCAGUUAUGUUUUGAGUUUCUACCUGUUUGGCUAUUUCACUUAAGGAAUGACAUAGAAAAUUGUGUUAAAGAUACUUUGUAAUGUUUGGAAGUAGGUAUAGUAAAAAGGAAAUACUUGAGUUUUUUUUUUUUUUUAGUUAUUUCUUAACUGUUGGUACCAAAUUCAACAAUGAAGCACAUACAACUCUGAAAAUAUUUUAAUAAUGCCCUUAUACAAAUUGCUGAUCCCUCAGUGCAUUGAAACUUUUCCCUAAUUUAUGAAUCUCAGUUUAGAGGUUGCUUGCAGCCACAAAUAAAACCCAAAUGGAAGUCAGUUCAUUGGUCCACUAUAGUUUGCAUUUUGUUUAGUUUGCUUUUAGUUCUAGGGAGAUUUCAUGCAUGUGGCUGUUGUCACCUUCCCCUACUCUUUACUUUGCGGUACUAUACAUGUUGGUAACUUGGAGAGAAUGAAAAAAGAAUACCUCCUAGAAUUUUACGUUUCCACUAAUAUCCUCACUCAAUUGGCACUCAGUUGGCACUCUUCAGUCAAGCCAUUAUGUUCUUCAUGGCUCGUUUCCUACCCUGUGCAUUGUUGGUAGGUGCCUUGUCAGUGUAAUGCAGUGAAGAGGACCGUGGGGCAUUUCCAGCACUGGAACUGUGACAUUAAUUUACUUAGUUUGAACCAGGGAUAUCUGGAUGCUGACAAAGGAGGGCUAAAUAGUGUUAAUGGUAUUGAUGCACUAGAAAUAAAUUAGUUGGUGUUGGUUUUUCUGAGAUAUGGGAGGAAAGAUGGUUUCUUGCUGAGUUUAUGGCCAAUAAGUAAAUUAAAAUGCUUCAUUUUUCACUUGGAUGUUUCUACUAAAAGUCUUUGAUUUGGAGCUUAGUUAUGUUGCAUGUUUGUCAAUUAUAGUUAUAUUAAAAUGGGAAAAAUACUUUGAUAUAAAAAAACCCUAAGAUUUAUAUGUGUUCAUAUUUAGGCUUCUGAAAAGAAGAGAAAUCAUCUUAGAAAUCGAUGUUCACAUUCUGAAAAUUGCUUGUAAAACCCUGAUCUCAUUUUACAUUGAUAUUAAAACAUUUUAACAGUG
Cervus elaphus (red deer) is the source of this 2151-nucleotide messenger RNA. RefSeq names its product uracil phosphoribosyltransferase homolog (gene UPRT). Bases 132 to 1052 code for a protein of 306 amino acids. NCBI's taxonomy places the organism in Eukaryota, Metazoa, Chordata, Mammalia, Artiodactyla, Cervidae. The record is from RefSeq and is a predicted model, not a curated record. The transcript has 7 exons.